Eutrema salsugineum is the source of this 853-nucleotide messenger RNA. Its product is annotated as signal peptidase complex catalytic subunit SEC11C. The transcript has 8 exons. Gene Ontology annotation, cellular component: membrane; signal peptidase complex. Gene Ontology annotation, molecular function: serine-type endopeptidase activity. The record is from RefSeq and is a predicted model, not a curated record. The coding region runs from base 143 to 685 and encodes 180 amino acids. Lineage: Eukaryota; Viridiplantae; Streptophyta; Magnoliopsida; Brassicales; Brassicaceae.
ACAUUUCGAUAUUUAAACCGAUUUCCAAAAACGCUCGUGGAGAAAUCGUCUUCUUCGUCUUGGAACUUCUUCACUGAAACGCGUGGGGAGAAACUUCUGCGGAUCUGAAUCAUUUUGGCUGAAAAUUGAAGGAAGAAGAAAUAUGGGUUGGAUCGGUGAAACAGUAGAUUCAAUCAAAUCCAUCAAGAUCCGUCAGCUUGUCACUCAGGUCGUCACGCUCGGUAUGAUCGUUACGUCUGCAUUGAUAAUAUGGAAGGCGUUGAUGUGUGUGACUGGCACUGAAUCCCCAGUAGUGGUUGUUCUCUCAGGAAGCAUGGAACCUGGAUUUAAGAGAGGGGAUAUAUUGUUCUUGCACAUGACCAAGGAGCCCAUUCGGGCUGGCGAGAUUGUUGUUUUCAAUGUUGAUGGUCGUGAUAUUCCAAUCGUCCAUCGUGCCAUCAAAGUUCAUGAGAGGGAAAAUACUGGAGAAGUUGAUGUUCUAACAAAAGGUGACAACAAUGACAUCGAUGACAUAGGUCUCUAUGCUGAAGGACAGUUUUGGCUUCAUCGGCACCAUAUAAUGGGCAGAGCUAUUGGGUUCUUGCCAUAUGUUGGAUGGGUGACUAUUAUCAUGACAGAACAACCUAUCAUCAAGUAUAUACUUAUUGGUGCAUUGGGUUUGCUCGUUAUAACAUCUAAAGACUGAGAUUACAUUCAAAAAGAGCUGGUCAAUUGGUGGGGAGGUGGCUGCUUCUGCAACUCUCAUCAUCCUUUUCUAGCCAUUUUCUUAAACAUAAGAACAAAACAAAUUUUAUAUUUAAACUGUAGAAUCCUCUAAGCCAAAUUUUAUAAUUAUACAGUUUUAGCUUUCACU